AUGGAGACCGUUGUCCCGGAGGGCCGUGGAGCAGGGGACGCCCCCCAGUCGCCACCCGAAGCCAGGGUGCACUUCCGAGUGACCAGGUUCAUCAUGGAGGCAGGUAUCCAACUUGGGAUGCGCUCCAUUCCCAUUGCCACUGCCUGUACCAUUUACCACAAGUUCUUCGGUGAGACCCAUGUUGAGGCCUAUGACCCCUACUUGGUUGCCAUGUCUUCCCUUUACCUGGCUGGCAAAGUGGAGGAGCAGCACCUGCGUAUCCGGGACAUCAUCAACGUUUCCAACAGGUACUUCCACCCGGGGAGUGAACCCCUGGAACUGGAUGCCCGCUUCUGGGAGAUGCGAGACAGCAUCGUGCAGUGUGAGCUCCUGGUGCUGCGAGUCCUGCGUUUCCAGGUUUCCUUCCAGCACCCCCACAAGUAUUUACUCCACUACCUGCUUUCUCUCAAGAACUGGCUGAACCGUUAUGGCUGGCAGCGGACCCCCAUCUCCAUCACAGCUUGGGCACUGUUACGGGACAGUUACCAUGGGGGACUAUGCCUCCGCUUCCGAGCUCAGCACAUAGCCGUGGCAGUGCUCUACCUGGCAUUGCAGGCCUAUGGUGUGGAAGUACCUGCUGAGGCUGAGGCUGAGAAGCCCUGGUGGCAGGCCUUUAGUGACGACAUAACCAAGCCAAUCAUUGAUAACAUUGUGUCUGAUCUUAUUCAGAUUUAUACCUUGGACACAGAGAUUCCCUAAGGCUCUGGCUAGGCCUGCCCAGAGAGGAGCCCUUGUCACCUG
This is a messenger RNA of Suncus etruscus (white-toothed pygmy shrew), 780 nucleotides long. RefSeq names its product cyclin-Q-like. The transcript has a single exon. NCBI's taxonomy places the organism in Eukaryota, Metazoa, Chordata, Mammalia, Eulipotyphla, Soricidae. The record is from RefSeq and is a predicted model, not a curated record. The coding region runs from base 1 to 738 and encodes 245 amino acids. Gene Ontology annotation, molecular function: cyclin-dependent protein serine/threonine kinase regulator activity. Gene Ontology annotation, cellular component: nucleus. Gene Ontology annotation, biological process: regulation of transcription by RNA polymerase II.